Molecule: messenger RNA, 207 nt
Organism: Adineta steineri
Lineage: Eukaryota; Metazoa; Rotifera; Eurotatoria; Adinetida; Adinetidae
Source: the annotation of a GenBank genome assembly
AUGACAUGGGCUGGACAACAAUCUCGAUUUCAUGAUGAUGAUUUUCAAGAGGCUAAAAUAACUGCUCGACAAUUUUUGAAUAUUUUACAAUCAAAACGGUGGAAAAACGUCGGUGACUUAGAAGAACUAGCCGAAGAAGCUAAUAAACUAGCAAAUGAUGAACAGAUAUGUUUCUUAUAUUCUAUAUUUUUUUCGAAAACUACAUAA